Lytechinus variegatus (green sea urchin) is the source of this 2478-nucleotide messenger RNA. RefSeq lists its product as uncharacterized. Bases 491 to 2314 code for a protein of 607 amino acids. The transcript is spliced from 10 exons. NCBI's taxonomy places the organism in Eukaryota, Metazoa, Echinodermata, Echinoidea, Temnopleuroida, Toxopneustidae. The record is from RefSeq and is a predicted model, not a curated record. Gene Ontology annotation, cellular component: membrane.
GUGAGUCACUUGAAGUAAGUCGGCGUCCACGCGUUCCGCAGCCCAGGCAAACAUUAUCCGUAUAGCGUACCUGUUUGUGAAUCAUGUUUCCAAUCGGUUAUUCAGUUCGGGGGCAACCGAAAUCCGAUCUCUUGGAAAAUUUUCAGUAUUUCCCCCCUCGCUCAUAGACAACACAACAUGGAUGGGUUGGCGAUGCUCGGAAAGGUGGAUUGAUAACGCACUUAUUGGUCCAUAACACGAAGGUCAUUGUCUACGGAAUUUUAUUGAAAUCGUUCGGGUUGUGCCCUCUGGUAUCCCCUUUGGUGUUAAUGACGUCAUCGUUCAAAUUUAUUUGUGCUGGCCCUGCUCCACCGUGCCUCGUCAUCCGCUAGCUUCCUGCGCGGCCCGUCCCCCGUGACCUUCGUGUGUGUGUUCCGCUCACUCGUUCACUGACUCAGUACUAACUUUAGCUGGAGUGGGACUACAACGCUCGUGAAUCAAUUUCGAAGUCAUGGCAACAAUUCAUGGAAACAGUAUUGUUAACCCUGCCUUUGCCCUUUGGCUGUGGAUCAUAUAUAUUUGCUGUUCUAGUAUGGUGUGGGCGAAUGCCUCAGGAGACGUUCGAUUAGUGGGAGGGGCCAAACCCAACGAAGGUCGAGUUGAAAUACACAACGAUGGGAUCUGGGGAACCUACUGCGGAGAUUCCAUUGACGUUCAGAUAGGCAUGGUCAUAUGCCGGCAAGCCGGAUACCCGGGAGCUGCCAUGAGGUUUCAAACCAGUCAGGAAUUUGGAUCCGGAACGGGACCGGUUUACUACAACGGAUACAUGUCAUGCGUUGGAAAUGAGAGAAGUCUCGCAUAUUGCCACUUCACAAACUACAAGUAUUCAGUUUGCACUCAUAGUAAAGACGCUGGCGUGAUAUGCCAAGAGCCUGGAUACGUGGGAUGCUACCCAGCUGAUGGUUCCAACAUCCAACCAAUCUUAUCCCUCACAUCAUCAGAGGGAGCCGAUAGUGUAGAUGAUUGCCUCACCCUCUGUCGCACUGAAAACACGUCGCAUGCUGCUAUGUCGGGCAAAAGCUGUCAUUGCAUCAACCAGUUACCAAGGAACGUCAGCUCCAGCAGGGUGACAGACGAUAAAUGCAGUUCCACCUGCUCCGGGAAUUCCCGCCAAAUUUGUGGGGGUCCAAACCACUAUUCCGUUUUCAGCACAACCGAUGGGUUUUGCGACCAACUGCUUCCUCCUGCAAAUGGCACCAUCGAUACGAAAUACACACGGUAUGGUACCACUGUGACUUUUGGCUGCUUCCCGGGCUUCGAGUUAGAAGGCGCCAAAAAGACGCAAUGUGUCAGAAGUGAGACGCACACCAGCGGAUUCAAGUGGGACAGCGUCAUUCCAAUCUGUACAGAAACCACCCUCGUGCCGCUAUCCCCAAGGUCAAGAAGUAAUCCAGGCAUCGUUAUUGGGAUUAUCAGUGGAAUUAUCCUUGUUGCCAUCGUGAUGACCUUAUUGUUCAUCUACUGCAGACAAAGGAGGCCGAAGUAUGAACGAAAACCACUCCAUGUUCGGACUUCCUGGAGCCCUCUUCACAUCCGAUCUUCCUGGACUCCCACCUACCUUCACAAGGGAGAGCUAAACGCCGAGCCACACAUGUACGAAACAACUAGCCAAGGAGGGGCUAGCCUUCACUCCACUCCCAUGCACCGUGCCGUAACUCCAGGCGGAACCUCCGAGCACGAGUACGCUAGCUACCAUGAAUUCCAGCAUGAUCUUCUGGUGGAGGACACAGCGCUUCUACACUCCCCAAUCGAGAAGGUGUCCAACGGACGUCUGACGCUCAAGGAUAGUGGCGAUUGCUGUAGUCCUACAGCGACUACCACCAUGGUGGUCAACGAAUUGUACAACCCGCAGGGGAAUCCUGAACACAACAUCUACGAGAUCACGGAAGAUGAGUUCCAACUCCUGCGGGAGUCGCAGCUUCUUGAUAACAGAGAACAACCCGCGUUGCCUCGGAGAACGUCCCUUGACGCGAGGAUAAAAGAAGAAGAGCACAUAUAUGAACCGGAACCGAUUAGUGAGUUGUCUUUCGCAAUGGACAAGGACCACGUGUAUAGCUCAGCAGACUAUGCGUACGCGGAAGUUGAUGCCAGAGACAGUGGGGUGGGUACCCUCAGUAUGAGCAUGAGGUUACGGGGGUCACUCCCAUGCUUCCACGAAACUAUGGUGAAGAAUGAACUCUAUGUUUCAUCGGACAACGUAGAGGAGCAACCGGUGACAGAAGAACCUGACAACACGGUCAUGGUCGAUAACAUUCUUUACAAACCACAAUCCUAGCGGCAACCUUAGCCAAAAUUGUUCCUAGACAGCGUUUAUUCUGUCAAUGAAAGCGUCAUUCCUGGUAUUAGUGGAGUUAUUUUUUUUUUGUAUCGUGUCGCCGCGUGUCGCUGACAAAACGCCAUCUUGUGGCGUAACCACUUGCAUGACUGGUGAGAAAUCGC